GUACUUUCCGUCAUCAUCCCAUACCUUGGGUACCUUGGCGUGGAAAAAACAUAAAUUCACUAGUUUCCUCUCCUCGAAUUCUAACAUCGUUUUCUCAUCAUCACAACACAUCCUAAGUCACAAGAAAGAACAUAAAGUUCUACCUCUGCGCCACACAACCAUUCUGACCCUAUAAUCCUCAAUCUCUUCCUAAUACUUCUCGAUAAUAUCAACCUCAUUCAACUAAAGUCACAAUGAAGUGGCCCGUCAGCCUUCUCCCUCUUGGCCUUCUUGCCACUUUCGCCUCCGCUGCCCCGCUUGUGGAGCGACAACUCGACCUCUAUGAGCUCCAGAUCUCUUGCCCGGCUAACAAGAAAGUCGACGGCCGCUUCCUUUCGCUAAAGAACAACACAUUGGGUGUUUUCGACGGAGAAGAUGUCUCCCCCGUCAAGGUCUACACUGUAGACAGCGAAAAGCAGGGCUGCAAUGAGCUACACACGUACCCAGUUGGCAUCGUUGACCACUCUAUUGGACUCAUGGGUCCGCCUGAUCUGUUGACCCUUGUCGACAUGAUGAACCCGCAAACCGUCAGGCCUGAUGAAGGAGACAUUGUCCAGUGGGACACUUUUAAGCUUGCGGACGGCAAGGUUACCAACAAUGCCGAAGGACAAUGGCUAGCAUUUCCGAAGGGCCACGAUACUUGGAAGGUCAAAUGGACUGACGGUUCGGCUGUUAUCACCACCGACUUCAUGGUUGUUGACGUUCUACUUAAGAGUGCUGGCGAGGGUCGUUAUAACGGGGACUAAAUUAGUGGCCCAUGUUGCUGGAUGAGGACUACGGGAAAAGAAAAAGGAUAAAAAUUCCGUGAUGCAUGAAUGAGACAUAAAACAUGUGGAGUACUGCUAUUGGACUCGACUAAUGCUGCAUGGCCU
Messenger RNA from Daldinia loculata, 911 nucleotides. RefSeq lists its product as uncharacterized. Bases 234 to 785 code for a protein of 183 amino acids. The record is from RefSeq and is a predicted model, not a curated record. Lineage: Eukaryota; Fungi; Ascomycota; Sordariomycetes; Xylariales; Hypoxylaceae. The transcript has 3 exons.